Molecule: messenger RNA, 695 nt
Organism: Dermatophagoides farinae (American house dust mite)
Lineage: Eukaryota; Metazoa; Arthropoda; Arachnida; Sarcoptiformes; Pyroglyphidae
Source: RefSeq, a predicted model, not a curated record
AUGCAUGACGAAUAUUCGGAAACAUCGAAAAUAAAUGGUAACGCCCAUCAUUAUGAUGUUGUCGAUGGUGCUAAUCAUUCCAUUUUAGGAGCUGUUAUGAAAGAUGAAACACCGAAUGAUUCAUCAUCCAACGUUAUGGAACCUGGCCAAACAACUAUGCAUCGUGAACAUGAUGAUGAUGAUGAUGAUGAUGACGAAAUCGAUAAGAAUAUUCGAAAAAUGGUGAUCAACGAAAAUUGGUGGAAAGAAAAACGAACAGCACUUGAAAAAGAGAAACAAGAAUCAGAAACACCGGUAGAUAAAUUUCGUACAAUCAAACAGAAUAUUCGUCGCGGUAAUACACGAUCAUUGAAAGAACGUUUUGAAAAUUUGAGCAAAUUAACUGAAUAACUUUCAUUAUUAUAAAACAAAACAAAAAAAAACAUUCCUUUAAUUGAACAGCAAUAUUAUUAGUUAUAUUUAUAUUCAUGAAUCAAAUUCAAUUUAUAUACUAUGAUUUUUGUGAUCAAAAUGUAAUAAUCUCGUUUGUUUGUCUAUUUUUUACUGUUUUAUGAUUGAAAUGUAUUGAAGAAAAAAAAAAUUACUGAGAAAGAAAAAUUCUGAUGCAAACAAAAAAAAAAAAACAGCAGCUAACCAUAACCAUAUAACCAUAAUUUGGAUGAUAAAUAAAUAUAUUUUCCGGUUUUUUUAUGUCA